This is a messenger RNA of Olea europaea var. sylvestris, 2062 nucleotides long. Its product is annotated as beta-arabinofuranosyltransferase RAY1. The coding region runs from base 119 to 2062 and encodes 647 amino acids. The transcript is spliced from 7 exons. The record is from RefSeq and is a predicted model, not a curated record. Gene Ontology annotation, molecular function: glycosyltransferase activity. NCBI's taxonomy places the organism in Eukaryota, Viridiplantae, Streptophyta, Magnoliopsida, Lamiales, Oleaceae.
AACGUGGAGGUGGUGGCCUUUCCACUCUUCUCAACACCCCUUUUUCCUGUGGAAAUCCCCUCAAACCACACAGAGUUUCUAUGUUUUAUAAACCCAAACAAGAAAAAGAACAUCAAAAAUGGAAGUUCAACAUUCUUUUCUUUUACGCUAUAUUUAUUACAGGAAGACAAUGCAAAGUGGACUAUGGCUAGUUUGGUUUUGUGGGUUUUUCUUGAUAGGUGUUUCCUUAUACAACACCCAAAUGCUUCUGCCUUCUUCUUUCAAAAAUCACAUCAAGAAACCAAGCUUUUUCAGAAAUGAUUUAGCUGAUUCAAGUAAUCCCACAAUCACCAUAUUUACUGCACCGAGGCCUUUUGUUGGUUUAGUUGGGGAAAGGCAGGUUCUUGCUAUUCAAUCAUGGCUAAGUUUACCUGAAAAUGUUAAUAUUGUUCUGUUUAGCCAGGACUCCUCUGCUAUCUCUUUUGCAGAUGAAUUUGGUUCUCGGGUCUCACUCGAGCCUAAUAUUGAUUUCACGUUUCUAGGUACCCCUUUUUUUCAUACGAUGGUUGCAAGGUCCCUGGCAUCAUCAUCAGAUAUUUCUGUAUUGAUUGAUCCUGACACAAUUCUUCUACCGGACUUUAUUUCCACUCUUGAGUAUGCUUACAAGCUUGAUCAAGACUGGCUUCUUGUUGCUUCAUCACAAACUAUUUCCCAUUUUCCUUUCCUUUUAGACUCAAAUAAGAAACAUUGGAUAGCCGAUGAUGGUAAGCAUAUUGGAAUUCAUAAGCUGCAGGAGCUUCUUGCUCAGAAUUCUCACCUUAAACCAUGUGAAGAUAGAAUGCUUAUGGCGUGGAACAAUGGAGAUGUUCCUCUUCACUAUGGCGUCUUACCUCCAUUCCUGUAUGGAAAGGGACUCCACAACCAUUGGAUUCUCACUGAAGCCCUGUCGUCUGACUUUAGGCUUGUACUUGAUGCAAGUUGGACCAUUUCGAAUUUCUACAUUAAUGAUCUUGACCAAGAGAAUAAUUUGUUGAUUGAAGGUUUUAAUGUUUCCAAUUUUGAGAAGAGAAGUUGGGAGAUUAUUGGCAAUUCCCAUCUAGGAAGGCUGUACGGGUCGAUUUCGUUGCGUGAAGAAAAUUAUUCUAACCUGUUUAGAUUUCUCGAAUGUGGUGGGAACUAUCUUCUUGUAAAUACCUCAAAAAACAUUGUUUAUUCGUUGGGAUACAAGAGAUCACUGAGCUUAAGGAAAAAGGGCAUCUCCUUAUCGUCAAUAGAGGAGGAAAUUCUGGAUUGUGUUAAUGUUGUUAAAUCACUUGACAGAAUAAAGGGAUGCUCUGUGAAAGACCAGUUAGAGCUGUUAACAUCAAUUUCACUUCCACUCUCCUUAGAAACUCUACUGUCAAAUCGUGCUAAUCAGAAUAAGACCAUUGUACUAGCUAUUGCUGGAUACAGUUACAAGGAUAUGCUAAUGAGCUGGGUGUGCAGGCUACGCCACCUGCAGCUCGAAAAUUUUUUGGUCGGUGCUCUUGACCAUGAAAUUUAUGGUUUUGCAGUUUUGCAGGGUCUUCCUGUUUUCAAGUAUGCAAAUCCUCUAACAAACAUCAGCUUUGAUAACUGUCAUUUUGGAACGGAGUGCUUCCAGAAAGUAACUAAAGUCAAGUCUAGAGUGGUUUUGCAGAUAUUAAAGCUCGGAUACAAUGUGCUCUUGAGUGAUGUUGAUGUGUAUUGGUUUAAGAAUCCAUUGCCCUUUCUUAGUUCUCUUGGUCCUGCAGUUCUUCUAGCACAGUCAGAUGAACACAACAUAACAGGUACUCGUUCCAAGUAUUCAACUUUAGAGACCUAUUUUUCUAAUAGAACUAAUACACCCAAAGAAAAUAAAAUGAAAAGGACUGAAAAGAUUUAUGAAAAAUAUGUACGGAUAAUUCACACAUGGGAAGGUGAACCUGUUAAUAUCUUUGACAAACGAUUGCAACAGUUAAGGGAAUUCAAGGCAAGAUCCCCUUGGUUUACUAGCAAACAUGUGGGAGAAAUCCUCUUAGUUCGCAGAAGUGGUUGUGGUAGUAUGGCAGUGAGAGCAGUGUGA